GCACUGGACACAACAGCGACAGGCAUUCGGUUUCCUUCCUAGCACCUGUCAUUGCCCUGGCGCAGAUCGGCCCAGAACCAUAACACUGAGGUGUCACGAACCAAAGAUUCCCAUCCCAUCACAAUGGCUUCACAGCUUCUGGAACUGCCAAGGGAGAUCCGAGAUAUGAUCUCGUCAAUCGUCAUCAUCGACAACAACGACCAAGCAUUCCAUCUGAACGGCAAAUCCACCUCGGGGCUCUCUUCAAACACUUCCUCCGGCCUGGCUUCGACCUGCAAACAACUGCAAGCUGAAUACUCUUAUCUUCUUCGCAAAGCAGCCCUCACGCCAGGCACGAAGAUUGUCGUUCCCGUCCACGACUUCGACUUCUCUCAACUUAUAUCUUUCGUCAACACACUCCGACCGCACGAAAUCAAAACUGCUAGCCGGAAUGGGAAUAUUGUCGUCAAUCUUGUCAACCUCCAAAGCAUGGCAAGUCUUCGAACGAAGCAGCAGCAGGACCUGUAUAACUGGAUUGAGUCCUGUCAGCAUACUGGAAUCGAGGUCACAUAUACUGCUCAAUGGAGUAGUAUCGACACGAAGUAUCUUCAAUCGCUUCAGGCUAUGCUCGAUACGACGCGUGAGGGGCGGAAGAUCGUGAAAGCGCUGGCUGCGAAGAACAUCAAGAGCUGGAGUUGGGACAGUUGGCAAGCCGGACUAUUGCAGCAGCGCACCCAGAAAGGUGACCAGAGACCGGCCCCAAGCCGAGCUUGUUGGACGACUGCGAAGUGA
Cercospora beticola is the source of this 771-nucleotide messenger RNA. RefSeq lists its product as uncharacterized. NCBI's taxonomy places the organism in Eukaryota, Fungi, Ascomycota, Dothideomycetes, Mycosphaerellales, Mycosphaerellaceae. The record is from RefSeq and is a predicted model, not a curated record.